This is a messenger RNA of Brachypodium distachyon (stiff brome), 1971 nucleotides long. RefSeq names its product NADH dehydrogenase [ubiquinone] flavoprotein 1, mitochondrial. Gene Ontology annotation, biological process: mitochondrial electron transport, NADH to ubiquinone. NCBI's taxonomy places the organism in Eukaryota, Viridiplantae, Streptophyta, Magnoliopsida, Poales, Poaceae. Gene Ontology annotation, molecular function: NAD binding; 4 iron, 4 sulfur cluster binding; NADH dehydrogenase (ubiquinone) activity. The transcript has 2 exons. The coding region runs from base 48 to 1655 and encodes 535 amino acids. The record is from RefSeq and is a predicted model, not a curated record.
CGUGCAUCCGUCCACGAGGGCAGAACAGGUAGGAGACACAAACGAAAAUGCUGCGCCGCGCCGCCCACCGCCUCGCCUCCCGCGCCGCCGCCACGGGCGGCGCUGGCUCCGUCGCCCGCAGGACCCUGGCCGCGGCGGAGGUGCCCGUGCAGGCGCCCGCGGACUCCGCGUUCGUGGGAAUCGCCGCCAACAAGGAGGUUGAGCAUUUGAAUUAUCUAUCAAGGCCACAGCCUACUCGUUCUAUCACAUGUGCCAGACUGUAUCCUGCUGGCAGAUCAUUCAGCACCCAGGCUGCUAGUACAUCAAGCACACCACAGCCUCCACCACCACCACCACCUCCAGAGAAGACUCACUUUGGUGAUCUUAAAGAUGAAGAUCGCAUUUUUACCAACCUCUAUGGUCUGCAUGAUCCUUUUCUGAAAGGUGCAAUGAAGAGGGGUGACUGGUAUAGAACCAAGGACUUAGUGAUUAAAGGGGCGGAUUGGAUAGUGAAUGAAAUGAAGAAAUCAGGUUUGCGAGGCCGUGGAGGCGCAGGUUUUCCUUCAGGCCUCAAAUGGUCCUUCAUGCCCAAGGUCUCUGAUGGACGCCCAUCUUAUCUUGUUGUUAAUGCUGAUGAGAGUGAGCCAGGAACUUGUAAAGACAGGGAAAUCAUGCGCCAUGACCCCCACAAGCUUCUGGAAGGGUGCCUGAUUGCUGGAGUUGGAAUGAGGGCAUCAGCCGCUUACAUAUAUAUUAGAGGUGAAUAUGUGAAUGAGCGUCUCAACCUUGAGAAAGCCCGACUGGAAGCAUAUGCAUCUGGACUUCUUGGUAAGAAUGCUUGUGGAUCUGGUUAUGAUUUUGAUGUGCAUAUACAUUUUGGUGCUGGUGCCUACAUCUGCGGUGAAGAGACUGCCCUACUCGAGAGCCUUGAAGGCAAGCAGGGAAAACCAAGACUGAAGCCGCCUUUCCCUGCCAAUGCUGGGCUGUAUGGUUGCCCCACAACUGUCACGAAUGUUGAAACUGUUGCUGUAGCUCCAACAAUUCUUAGGCGUGGCCCAGAAUGGUUUGCAAGUUUUGGACGUAAGAACAACUCAGGGACAAAACUGUACUGUAUCUCAGGCCAUGUCAACAAACCUUGCACCGUGGAGGAGGAAAUGAGCAUACCUCUGAAGGAAUUGAUCGAGAAGCAUUGUGGAGGUGUAAGAGGAGGAUGGGACAACCUGCUUGCAGUUAUUCCUGGUGGUUCAUCUGUUCCCCUGUUACCAAAGCACAUAUGUGAUGAUGUGUUGAUGGACUAUGACGCCCUAAAGGCUGUCCAAUCUGGAUUAGGGACUGCAGCAGUUAUGGUGAUGGACAAAUCCACGGAUGUUGUUGAUGCAAUCGCUAGACUGUCAUACUUCUACAAGCAUGAGAGCUGUGGGCAGUGCACACCUUGCCGUGAAGGCACAGGAUGGCUUUGGAUGAUCAUGGAGAGGCUCAAGGUAGGCAAUGCCAAGCUAGAGGAGAUCGAUAUGCUUCAGGAGGUCACAAAGCAGAUUGAAGGGCAUACGAUCUGUGCCCUUGGGGAUGCUGCAGCAUGGCCUGUGCAGGGUCUUAUCAGGCACUUCAGGCCUGAGCUGGAAAGGAGGAUCCGCGACCGAGCUGAUAGGGAGCUGCUGACAGCAGCUUCUGCAUAAGCACCAUUGCACACCUGUUCUAGUUUCCUGAUUUCUUUCACAGAAAUAAUCCAAACUGAUGGAGCUCAUUUCUGUACAACGAGAUGCAGCAUCCUGAUUUGUUUAAACCUUUAUGUGGAUGUUUAUUUGAUGCGCUGAAGCAGCUGGUGUAUUUUGAUGGACAAGCGACACUUUUGAAGUAGAAACAAAUAUGAAGGUUUGUACCCUGUAUGUUACAUAAGCCUGCUUGUUUCUGAUGAAUGUUAAGUAAGAUUGUCUCCUAAGUUCUCCAGAAUCUGAGUAAAUUUGUUGAAAAUAUACUACCAUGUUUGGCCAA